Sitodiplosis mosellana (orange wheat blossom midge) is the source of this 13560-nucleotide messenger RNA. RefSeq names its product protocadherin-like wing polarity protein stan (gene stan). Gene Ontology annotation, cellular component: plasma membrane. Gene Ontology annotation, biological process: G protein-coupled receptor signaling pathway; homophilic cell-cell adhesion; cell surface receptor signaling pathway. The record is from RefSeq and is a predicted model, not a curated record. The transcript has 13 exons. Lineage: Eukaryota; Metazoa; Arthropoda; Insecta; Diptera; Cecidomyiidae. Gene Ontology annotation, molecular function: calcium ion binding; G protein-coupled receptor activity. Bases 1258 to 12081 code for a protein of 3607 amino acids.
GUGAGAACGUACGUUAAAUUUUUUCUUUUUCGUUUGCCAAUCGUCGCGUAGUAAAACUCGUUUCUCUUGUGCUAUCAUCGAGUUGUGUUUCGAAUCGAAACUUUCGAUGCACGCGAUUUUUCAUAACCAUUGCAUAUUUCUGUUUUUGUCUCAUUCGUCGAUUUUGUUUAACAAUUCAUUCACAACAUAUAGACACAUUUCGAUUAAACUGAAGAGAAUAUUGUCGUUUUGGUCGUGCAAUUAAAUUCUUUGUUUGUUUGUUUUUUUUUGGGUUCGAACGAAAGACUCGUAACCAAAGCGAGAAAUCCAAAAACAGAGAGACAAAAGGAAUUAAACAACAGAAUAUCAAGUGUGAAGAAAAAGAAGAGAAAAAAAAGCACGAGAAAGGAAUAUAUAUUCAAGGUAUAAACAAUUGGGUAUGCGUGGAACCGGUGCAUGUACUCUUUCAUUUCAUUGUCUUGUUGCUCGAGUGGAAAUGCGUUAUUACAUUUCGAUUUCGAGUGUGUUUUGUAAUUAAACUGUGUGAAACUAGUAACAAAAAAUAAUCCAUCUAAAAAAUACACGUACGAGGGGAAUGAAUAAACAAAGUUUGAAGCCUGAUCAAAUCAGCAAACCGAUCAACAACAUAAAACCAGCUAGAAUAACAAGCGAAAAUCCUGCAAACAAGUGACAAAAAUAUUCCCAGGAAAAAAAAAAACAAGCCACGAAAAUACUACACAAAACCGAAUCGAGUGACAAAAAUCCUCCAAAAUAAAAUCGAAUGACAAAAAUCCACCCGAAAAAAACAACAAGUGACAAAAAUCCAUUGAGUGCAAAAGUGAAUAACAAUAACCGAAUGGAAAUUGUGUAUGUGUCAAAACAAAAAAUUGCCCAAAAUUGAAGUGAAAGAAGAGAAAAAGAGCUAAAAGCAAAAAGUUUGUCAAGUGUUAACGGAUUUUAAGGUGAAAAUAAUUUGGAAUACAUUGUUAUUAAAGCAAACACAAGAGAACGAAAAACUCGGGGAAAAAAAGGAGGAAGAGAACGACGAAUAAAAAACGGAUUUUGAAAAUCAAUCAAAAUUAUAGCUUUUGGAUUUUCUGCUGAUUUUUCACAAUACAACAAAAUACACCAUCCAACCGGGCUCAACUAGAUAUAUUCUGUAUGCGUGUGCUUCCCUUGGUGUCAUUGUGUUGUGACGCAUUUUCAAAAAGGGUUUUCUUCAACUGUCUUUGUUGGAUUUGUUCUGAUGAUGUGCACGUUGCGCUGUGAACCAAAUCGAUGUGCAUAAUGUGGCCAGUGCGGCGUAUGGCCGCGACCACCGCCAAAACGACGAAUGCAUUAUCGUCAUCAUCGUCAUCGACGUCUCGUUUGCUGGUUGUUUAUAUAACGACAUUACUGCUGUUGCUCACAUCGUUCGUUGACAAUGCGAACGGUUAUCUGAUUGUGGUGAGCGAUACAACACCCGCUGGCGUGGUAAUUUUCAAUGCAUCCGUGUAUAAGCUGGGCUCGGAGCGAUUGUAUCGCAUCAAUACACAUAAAUCGGCACAGUUUGUGCAUCAUUUGUUUCAUGUCGAUCACAAAGAUGGUCAAAUCCGUUUAAAAAAGUCACUCCAAUGCGAUGGCAUUUUCUAUCCAAAUAUUUUCACAUUUUAUGUGGAUUCAACGACAAAUCGUUUACGUAGCAUCGACUAUUACAGUUUACCGUUGCGCAUAUUGGUGUCCGGUGAAAAUUGUAAUGAUGAUUAUCACAAUGGUACGUUGAUGUAUGGACGAAAUUUUGAAGAGGAAAAUCAUGUGCUCGACCGACGACGACGACACAUUGCAAUCGAUGCAGCCGCCGCUGCAGCCGUUGAUGAUGCAAAUGCCAUUGACCAAAAUGCAUUGACCGCCACCACCAUCACCAACACCAUUGGCAACGAAACGGAUUACAAGCACUUUAAUGACGGUGACAUACUGUUCGAUAGCGUUCUCACCAAUUUCGAACGACACAAAAUGCUGUCGCGUAAACGACGUGAACUCCAACUCAACGAUGCCAUUUACAAUAAAAUCACCGAGGCCAAACAAUGGAUUACCGAAACGUAUGCAUCAUAUGCCAUUCAUACCACCGACAAAUGGAAUAAAAUCUGCAUGAAAAAGUCACAAUACAUUAAUUCAUUGAAUGCAUUUUUGCCGCGUACGAUUUGCCAGUAUUGUAAGGUGAGCUUUUUGGAUGUGAGCGACGAACGAUUCAAAAUUGAAAUUCAGAACCGUGAUUUAGUGGCCAGCCGUGAUGUAUGCAUACCGGAACCACUGUGGAAAGUGAUUGUUACGCUGAAAGUGAAAUGCGAUCGUUCGGAUAUUAUUGAUUCGGAUCAUCGUUUGAAAAUUGUAUAUCAUCAUCAGGAAUUCAAUGACACGGACAUGGCAAAGCGUGUUAAACGUGAGCUACGUAAUCAAAGUCCAUUCUUUGAGCAAGCAUUGUAUGUUGCUUCGGUGUUGGAAGAACAACCGGCUGGUUCGACAGUGACAACGGUACGGGCUCGUGAUCCCGAAGAUUCGCCCGUUGUUUACUCAAUGGUUUCGUUGCUCGAUUCACGGUCACAAUCAAUGUUUAAGGUAGAUUCACGUACGGGUGUCAUAACCACCACAUUAUCGUUGGACCGUGAACAAAUGGACGUACAUUAUUUCCGAGUUGUGGCCACCGAUGACAGUUUUCCACCGCGAUCCGGCACAACAACACUGCAGGUCAACGUUUUGGAUUGCAAUGAUCAUGCACCAACUUUUGAGGCCGAACAAUUUGACACGAGCAUUCGGGAGAGUGCUACCGUUGGCUCAACCGUUAUAACAUUGCGAGCAACCGAUCAGGACAUUGGGAAGAAUUCUGAAAUUGAAUACUCCAUUGACACUGUUUCAGGUGGCGGUUCAACGACACCCGAACAAGAUAUAAACACAUUUAAAAUUGAUCCAAAAUCGGGCGUUAUUUCCACGAGAAGUAGUUUGGAUCGUGAAGUGGCCGAUAUUUAUUCGAUUGUUGUACAGGCCACUGAUAUGGCCACACCGCAAGAUGAACGGAAAUCGGCCACGGCAACGGUCAUUGUUAAAGUACUCGACGACAAUGACAACUAUCCACAGUUUAGCGAACGAACGUAUUCGGUGCAGGUGAGCGAAGAUAAAUGGGACGAUACGAAUAUUAUAGCACAAAUUCGAGCAACCGAUGCGGAUGAUGGCAACAAUGCGGCCAUUCGAUAUGCAAUCAUCGGUGGAAAUACACAAUCCCAAUUCGCCAUCGAUUCAAUGUCUGGCGAUGUGAGUCUGGUCAAACCAUUGGAUUAUGAAAGUGUUCGCAGCUAUCGACUCGUUAUUCGAGCACAAGACGGUGGCAGCCCAUCGAAGAGUAAUACAACACAAUUACUCGUCAAUGUACUCGAUGCAAAUGAUAACAGUCCACGGUUUUAUACGUCACAAUUUCAAGAAGCCGUUUUGGAAUCCGUUCCAGUUGGCUAUAAUAUUGUUCGUGUUCAAGCCUAUGAUGCGGAUGAAGGAGCUAAUGCCGAGAUAACGUACAGCAUUUUAGAUCGAAAAGAUUCACUGCCACUUGCUGUUGAUUCACGCACCGGAUGGAUUCAUACGGUUAAAUCAUUGGAUCGCGAAGAAAUGUCACGGUACACAUUCCAAGUGAUUGCCAGCGAUGGCGGUAUUCCACCUCGGUCAGCCAGCAGCUCAGUUGUUAUCACCAUUCAAGAUGUUAACGAUAAUGAUCCGAAUUUUAGUCCGAACUUUUAUGAAGCUUCGAUGGCCGAAGAUCAACCACCAGGCACACCCGUUGUAACCGUCACAGCAACCGAUCCGGAUGAAGACUCUCGUCUGCACUAUGAAAUCACAUCGGGAAAUACACGCGGUCGAUUUGCAAUCACCUCACAAAAUGGUCGUGGCUUAAUAACGAUAGCACAGCCAUUGGACUAUAAGCAGGAGAAGCGUUUCAUUUUGACGAUAACAGCAAGUGAUUCAGGUGGUCGUACGGAUACUGCCACGGUGAACAUCAACAUUACUGAUGCGAAUAAUUUUGCUCCUGUCUUCGAAAAUGCACCGUAUUCGACAAGUGUGUUCGAAGAUGUGCCAAUCGGAACGACGGUAUUGGUUGUAUCGGCCACCGACAGUGAUGUCGGGAUCAAUGCACAAAUCACCUACUUUUUGAAUGAAGAAUCGCUAAACAGUUUGGGUGCAAGUGAGCCAUUUGCAAUAAAUCCACAAACAGGAGCCAUAACAACGAUUGCACCGUUGGAUCGUGAAACGAUUAGUGCAUAUUUGUUGACAGUAACGGCCAAAGAUGGUGGCAAUCCAUCGUUAAGUGAUACAACCGAUGUGGAAAUUGCCGUAUCCGAUGUCAACGAUAAUGCACCGUCAUUCAAAGUGCCAUUGUAUCAAGCAUCGAUACCAGAAGAUGCAUUAAUCGGCACAUCAGUUGUUCAAAUCUCGGCCACAGAUGAUGACAUCGGCUUAAAUGGACGCGUCAAAUAUAUGCUGAGCGAAAAAGAUCGUGAUGAUGGUUCAUUUGUAAUCGAUCCAACGUCUGGAAUCAUUCGAACGAAUAAACAAUUGGAUCGCGAAACGAUUGAUGUUUAUCAUUUGCAAGCGAUAGCCGUUGACAAGGGCACACCGCCCAUGAGCAGUACGAUUGAGGUACAAGUACGUUUGGAAGAUGUUAACGAUUCACCGCCAACAUUUGAAUCGGAUCGCCUGACAUUUUAUGUGCCCGAAAAUUCGCCGGUCGGUUCAGUUGUAGGGGAAAUUCAUGCCCAUGAUCCGGAUGAGGGUGUUAAUGCAAUCGUACAGUAUUCAAUAAUUGGUGGCGAUGAUUCACAAUCAUUUUCACUUAUCACACGACCCGGAUCUGAACGUGCACAACUGUUAACUAUGACUGAAAUGGAUUAUGAAUCACCGAAAAAACGUUUCGAGCUGGUAAUUCGGGCGGCAAGUCCACCGCUUCGAAAUGAUGUAACGGUGGAAAUUUUAGUCACCGACAUCAAUGACAAUGCACCGAUCUUGAAGGAUUUCCAAAUUAUUUUCAACAAUUUCCAAGAUUGGUUCCCGAGCGGUGAAAUUGGACGUGUGCCUGCUUUUGAUGCCGACGUUAACGAUAAAUUGGUCUAUCGCAUUUUAUCGGGCAACAAUGCGAAUUUGUUGCGUUUGAAUGCAUCGACCGGUGCAUUAACGUUGAGUCCACAGCUGAAUACGAAUGUACCGAAAUAUGCGGUGAUGGAGGUAUCAGUAUCGGAUGGUAUCAACGAGGCAAAGGCAAUCAUGACGCUCAUUGUUCGUUUAAUCACCGAAGAUAUGCUUUUCAAUUCGGUCACCGUUCGCCUGGAUGAAAUGACGGAAGAGGCAUUUUUAUCACCGCUGUUGAAUUUCUUUUUGGACGGGUUGGCCGCAAUCAUUCCAUGUCCAAAAGAAAAUAUCUACUUAUUUUCAAUUCAAGAUGAUACCGAUAUCAAUUCACGCGUGUUGAAUGUCAGCUUCUCGGCUCGACGAUCCGAUGUUUCGCACGAGGAAUUCUACACAUCUCAAUAUCUACAGGAGAGAGUUUAUUUGAAUCGGGCAAUUCUCGCUCGAUUGGCAACCGUUCAAGUGCUGCCGUUCGAUGAUAAUUUAUGCGUACGUGAACCAUGUUUAAACUAUGAAGAAUGUUUGACGGUGUUGAAAUUUGGCAAUGCAUCCGGUUUUAUACACAGCGACACCGUUCUAUUCCGACCAAUUUACCCAGUGAAUACGUUCGCAUGCAAAUGUCCCGAAGGAUUUACCGGCAGCAAAGAACACUAUCUCUGCGAUACUGAAGUCGAUCUGUGCUAUUCGAACCCAUGCAAAAACAAUGGCAAUUGCAUACGACGUGAAGGUGGCUACACCUGUACGUGUACGGCUGAUUUUACGGGUGAAAAUUGUGAAACGAAAAUCGACACACUGCCACCAUGUAUGACGGAUUUCUGUGAAGGUUCCGGACGAUCGUGUCAUCAAACCAAAUUGACACCGCAUCCAUCGUACACACAAACCUGUGAACUACGAUCACGUUCAUUUUCAAAGAGCUCAUUUUUAACGUUCCCAAGUCUACGGCAACGGCAUCGAUUCAAUUUGAAAAUGAAGUUUGCUACAGUCAAUGAAAACGGGCUCCUGUUGUACAAUGGACGCUACAAUGAAUUGCACGAUUUUAUCGCAUUGGAAAUUCUCAACGGGCAUAUUUCAUUCUCGUUUUCAUUGGGUCAAGAUAUAAAAUCGGUGACGAUUGAACAAAAGCGUAAAAUAUCCGACGGUCAUUGGCAUACCGUUGAAGUGGCCUACUUCAAUCGUAGUGUUACCGUCAGUUUGGAUGAAUGUGAUACGGCGCUGUUGUUGAAUGGGGAUUUGGGUGAAAAAUGGAAUUGUGCCAACAGUACGACGUUGGUUUUAGACCGGAGAUGCUCAUUGUUAACCGAAACAUGUCAUCGAUUUUUGGAUUUAACCGGACCACUACAAAUUGGUGGACUGCCAAAGAUUCCAGCUCAUUUCCAGAUACAAAACCAUGAUUUUGUCGGAUGCAUUUCGGAUAUUUACAUCGAUCACAAGUAUGUGGAUUUGAAUUCAUAUGUGGCGGACAAUGGAACAACGACUGGAUGUUCAAAGAAAACACCAACCUGUGCAUCGGAACCUUGCUUCAAUGGUGGUACAUGUAAAGAAGGCUGGUCAACGCAUACGUGUGAAUGUCCCGAAGGUUUCACCGGUCACGCAUGUCAAGAGACAGUUCCACCAUCGUGGCGCUUCUCCGGCGAUGGACUGCUUAGUUUCAAUCCACUGCUUCGUGCCAUUCAAUUUCCUUGGCAUACGGCGCUUUCAGUGCGUACACGACAACGCAAUGCAUUCCUGUUACAAAUUCAAAUUGGUCAAAAUAGUUCGGCAAUUGUUGCGCUCAAAAACGGUAUUCUCCACUAUAUUUUCAACGGUGAACCAAUGUAUUUGGCGGGCAGUGAUUUGGCCGACGGUGAAUGGCAUCGCAUCGAAGUGAAAUGGUUGGGCACGGAAAUUUCAUUUUCCGUUGAUUAUGGUCAACGCAUCGGCGUGGUGCCAAUGUCACAGAAAAUCUCCGGCACCUAUGUGGGCAAAGUGAAUUUAGGUAGCCCAGACACUAGUUUCGGUCAUAUCGAAGAUUUUCCACAUUUCGAAGGUUGCAUACAGGAUGUACGUGUUGGUGGACCACAAUCAGCGCUAAAUCGGCCAACAGUUCGUGAGAAUGUGCGUGAUGGUUGCGAAUCGAAAGCAACGUGUGAAGAUACAUGCUUCGAUCACAGUAGCUGUGUCAGCGAUUGGGAUCGUACAAUGUGUGAAUGUGUGCCAGGCUAUGUUGGUGACGAUUGUGUACCGAUUUGUACGUUGAAUCCAUGCACGUCGGGCGUAUGCCGAGUGGAUCAAAACGAUCGCAAAGGCUAUAAAUGCGAUUGUGCUAGUACGAAUAACACGGGUGAAUAUUGUGAAAUCAAUAAAAUGCAAACGUGCCCAGGUGGAUGGUGGGGUGAAAAAGUGUGCGGACCAUGUAAAUGCAAUACAAAACAAGGUUAUCACAUGAAUUGCAAUAAAACCACCGGUCAAUGCUAUUGCAAAGAGAAUCAUUAUCAGCCGAUCAAUGAAACUGCCUGUUUUCCAUGUGAUUGUUAUGCGAUCGGUUCAUUUGGCGGUACAUGCAAUCGACUCACGGGUCAAUGUGAAUGUCGUGAAGGUGUAAUUGGUCGACGAUGUGAUUCAUGCUCCAAUCCAUAUGCUGAAGUCACACUCAAAGGAUGCGAAGUGGUGUACGAUUCAUGUCCACGUUCAUUUGCAGCGGGUGUUUGGUGGCCACGCACACCACUCGGACAAGUGGCCGUUGAAAGUUGCCCAGCACCAGCAUUUGGAAAGGGAAAACGCGUUUGUGACGGUGAUCGCGGCGGUUGGAGCCAUCCGGAUAUGUUCAACUGUACCAGCGAACAAUUUAUCGAUUUACGCAAACGAUUGUCGCAACUCGAAAAACACGAAUUGGAAUUGAAUUCAUUUAUUUCGGUGAAAAUUGCGGCCGCACUUCAACAAGCCACCGAUAUCGUUGGGAAUAUAGACGGCAUUAAUGCAGCGAAUAAAAACAGUGAUUCCAAAUCGAAAAUAACACCAAUCAACAAGGAUGCCGUAUGGCUGGACGAAUACGAAAUGGAAUAUUUAACCGACGAAGUGAAAUUCGUACACGAUCGAUUGUAUGGCGCUGAUUUACUCGUUACCGAAGGCUUACUGCAUGAAAUCAUCAUCUAUGAGCUGAUGCAAAACGGAUUGAAUCUAUCGCACAGUCAAGAUAAGUAUUUCAUACGGAAUUUGGUGGAAAGUGCAAGUGUAAUUCUCGAUGAACGAUACGAAAACGAAUGGAAACGAUUGACUCAGUUAACGCAACGUAAACCUGGUGAUUUAGUUGAUGCGUUCAAUAAAUAUAUGACGAUUUUAGCACGUUCACAACAUGACACUUACACCAAUCCAUUCGAAAUUGUCCACAAUAAUUUGGUACUCGGACUGGAUAUUGUGACGAGUGAAUCGCUGUUUGGCUAUCAACCGCAACAAUUAUCGGAAUAUUUCAAAGAGAAAUCCACACAUCAUCAUACUAGCCACCAAUUUACAACGGAAAGUGUCAUUUUACCCGAUACCAGCUCAUUUUUGCAACACAAUCCAAAGCAAAAGCCAAUGAUUUCAUUCCCAAAGUAUAACAAUUACAUGCAAAACAAGCGGAAAUUUGAUCAUCACACAAAGUUUAUGGUUCCAUUGGAUAUGCUGGGCAUCACAACACCGGAGGAUAGCAACGAUUUAAUGCACACGAGCAAUUCACAAAUGAACGAUAAACACCGGGCCAUCGUUAGCUAUGCACAAUACAAAGACAUGGGCACAUUGUAUGACAGUGCAUUCGAUGAAACAAUCACACGACGAUGGGGUGUUGAUGUGAAAAUUGCGACGCCAAUUUUAUCGCUGACCAUUUUAGUGCCGAGCACAUUUGAACCCUCGAAAUCGAAUGGCAUCAUCAAUAUGGGCAUCAUGAAUUCGAAUAUGAAAAUGAAUAUGAAUUCGAAAAUCGUUCUCGGUCGUGAUAUUGACACCAAUCACUUUAUGGAUCGUGAUGAAGAGCUACAGAAAGUACAACGCUUCUCGAAUUUCACCACCUUUACACCCACCGUCACGACUUCGACAAAGGAAUCAAACGAUCAAUUGAUCAAUAUUUCGGUGCAUGACGUCGAUGAAAACAACAAUGAGCAUGGAAUUUUGAAGAAUGGAGCGGAAAUUGUGAUCAAAAACCCAACGGUUGAUGGUUUUGUAGAAGAGGUGCCACCGACAAAGAAAUCCUUUGAACCAAAUACAAACCUGGAGAAUGAGGCGACUUAUUCGGAAAAGCGGCUCGUUAAACGUGGCAUCGCCGAUGAUGGCGAAGAAGAUCAACAGUUAGUCUAUCGAAGUCUUGGAUCACCGCAUCUAUCACAACCAAUCAAAUUGCAAAUGUGGCUGAAUAUGGAUCGCAGUAUGUUUGGACCACGAUCAAAUCCACAGUGUGUACGAUGGAACAGUUUUACCAGCUCAUGGACACGAUUGGGAUGCCAGACACAGACACCAAACUAUGAAGCCGAAUUCAUGAUAAUGGACGGGCCAAUCAUUAUAAAUUGCUCGUGCACCCACAUUUCCAACUAUGCCGUACUAAUUGACGUCAUCGACCCUAGUGACAUUCCCGAACCAUCGUUACUCAUUCAAAUUACUACAUUGUCCGCAUUUCUGAUUUCAUUACCCAUUUUGUUUGUGGUUCUCGUUGCGCUCGCAUUGUUGCGUGGCCUACAGACCAAUUCAAAUACAAUCCAUCAAAAUCUCGUACUAUGCGUCUUCUUUGCCGAAAUGCUCUUCUUUGUGGGCUUCCAAUCACGACGCAAUCUCAUCGAUACGGAAUUCUCGUGUAAAAUCAUUGCCAUUUGCUUGCACUACGCUUGGUUGGCUGCAUUCGCUUGGACCACAGUGGAUUGCGUUCAUUUGUAUCGUAUGCUCACCGAAAUGAGAGACGUUAACCAUGGACCGAUGGGUUUCUACUUUUCCAUUGGAUACGGAGCACCGGCCAUCGUUGUUGGACUGUCGGUCGGUGUUAGGGCACACGAAUACGGGAAUAACUUAUUUUGCUGGUUAUCCGUAUAUGAGUCGGUUGUAUGGUGGCUGGUUGGUCCAAUAGCCGGAAUGUCUGUGGUUAAUCUCAUGAUACUGUUUGUAUCGGUGAAGGCAGCAUUCACGCUGAAAGAUCAUGUGCUUGGUUUUGGCAAUUUGAGAACCCUCUUAUGGUUAUCGGUUGUAUCGUUGCCGUUGAUGGGAAUAAUGUGGGUGUUGGCCGUUUUGGCAGCAUCUGAAAACUCACAACUACUAACAAUGCUGCUAUCCGGUGCGGUCGUAUUCCAUGCAUUCUUCUGUCUAAUUGGCUACUGUAUCAUCAACAAGCGUGUGCGUGAAAAUUUGAAUCAUACAUUUUUGCGAUGCCUGGGUCGUAAAGUGCCAUUGCUCGAUUCAUCGCAAGCGGUGAGUGUGAGCUCACAGAAUGCAGCAUCGAAUCCCAGAUCGCCCGGUGGAUUUGGCGGUGGUUCAUAUGAAACCAGUCGUAAACAUAUUGGGAUCAGUGCGUCGAGUACAACGUCAAAGAGUACAAAUACGAAUAAAACCAGCUCCAGCCCAUAUCGGAGUGAGGGACAGAUUAGGCACACAUCAACAUCAACAUCGAAUUACAAUAGCGACGGGCAAUCGUACAUGAGAGGCUAUAAUGGGAACAGCAGCAAACGACGACAUCGUGACGAUCGACAUGGACGUCGAUCGCGCAAAGAAUCGGAUUCUGGCUCUGAAACGGACGGCCGAAGCUUAGAAUUGGCGUCAAGUCAUUCAAGCGACGAAGAGGAAUCAAGAGUGGGACAGAGUGGCAUUGCAUCCACAUCACAUUGCAACAUUGGCGUUUCGGCCGCUUCAUCAUACUUGCCAAAUAUUACGGAACACGUUCAGGCAACAACACCUCCCGAGUUGAAUGUGGUGCAGAGUCCACAAUUGUUUCCAAGUGUUCGACCGGUAUUUGCAUCACGUUGGUCGAGCCAAGCGCCAGAGUCAUUUUUGCCAAAUCCAAAUGUUGUAGGUCGAUGGUCACAAGAGACGGGCUCAGAUAAUGAGGUCAUUCAUCCGCAUUCAACGAGUUCACCGAAUCCAUUGCCAUUGCCACAUCCGGAUCUAACUGAUACGAGCUACUUGAAUCGACAAGCGCACAAUCAAAUGGGCGUUCCAUCACCAUCGAUCCUCGAAAAUAUGCACGAAAACUAUAACAUACGAACGAAUCCAGCGCAAAUGAUCUACGACAACGAUCGCUACAAGUACGAACUCGAGCAUGAUAAUUUGUAUGGCCAAAAUAAAGACUAUCAAGCCAAUUACAGUGGUGGUGGUAGCAUUGUUGGCAUUGCUGACACGGCAUACAAUUUAAAUAGCAACUAUCAUCCAAAGUCAUCCGAUACACGAUAUACAGCCGCUGCAGCGGGAGUUCUAAGCGAUUCCGAAUAUCCGAACAAUCAAAUCAUCAAUCAAAUGAUUCCACAGCACACAAAUCAUUUCCUGUACGAUAAACAAAGAUCACCAUACAUGGGCUCAAAGACUGAACUGCCAUAUAUGUCAAAGGAUCGGCUGUCGAAUAACAUGUACAGCCCAACACCACGCGAAAGUCACUACGGACUGAAAUCACCCGGUUUGUACAGCGGCGCCGAAUCCGUGCAUAGCGUUCAUUCAAUGCUGAAAAAUGAUUAUCAGCAACGUACCACGGACUAUCAUUCAGACCGAAUGUCUGAAACAUCCGACAAAAAUGGCUAUCAUUUUCCCUACACUGCCGAAGAGGACCAUCUGACCAUGAUGUCACGCAAUCAAGCAAUAUCAUCGAAUGAUAUAAACUAUCCAUCAGUGUUGUCGACCAAUAAGUUGUCAUCGCGGCAAAGUUCACGAACAUCAUCGCCGCCGGGUGUGACUGGCAUUCAGCCACUUGCACCACUCACCAGCAUCACAGACACAAGCGAGAGGAAAGGCUAUAUUGAUGAUGACGAGACAACGGUAUAAAUCAUUCGAAUCACGGCCGAAUGGCCCCAAUAAGACUGCCGCAUGAUGACUCUCAUUUAGCCGAAUAGUCAAAACGAAAUCGAAUACAAUUUCUGUCUUCAUUUUAUUUUCAUUGAUAUUGAACAAAUGCUCUCAAUCCAAUUAGGUUGAAAACGCCGACGUUGCUUUCUUUCUCAUCGAAGUAUUUAUUUUAGGGAAGAAAAAAAAAAAACGAAAGAAAAAUUGUAAAAAUGAGCUUUUAACACUCCAGAAUAGUGACAAUUCGAUUACACAUUUUAUUGAAAGUGAAAGAAAUGAGUGAAGGAACAAACAAAGUGAAUCAAAGAAGGAAACAAUAUUUGUGUCAUAUUUCAUUUGCAUCGUUGCCGUAUAUUCCAUUUGGAACAAUUCGAACAUUGAAUUUUUCUUUCCAUUGAAACAAUUUUUAAACUGAAAAGCAAACAUUUGAGAAAUGAAAAAGGAUUCUAAAUUUCAAUUUGAUCACUAUUUCAGUUCCGGAAAUUCCGAAAAUGAAUUUUCAAUAGUGUUCAACAACAAUUUGACUGCCGAACGAAGCAAAUGCUCCGGCAAUUCAUCAAUUUUAGUUGAUAAACAUGAACCCGGCAUUUUUAGUAAGUUAAGUUUGAAGCGAUUAAAAUUUUUUUUUUUCGAAGCGAUUCGCACGAAAUAGCAUUCCAAAACGAGUAUUUAUGUGUAAAUAAGACAUUAGAUUUUUUUAGCCUAAUUUUUAAGAUGGAUCGAAUCAUGCCAUGAAUAUUUUAUUUCAUUCUCAAAUUAAAAAAAAAACAUUCGUUUUAGUUUCAAACUGGAGAUUCCAAUUCUUUUCAAUUUCGUCGAUCAAUGGCCAAAGUGUUGGCCAUUUAUUAUCGAAAGAGACAAAGGAAAAUCAUGACAAAAACACAAAAAGGAGUGCCUCAACGUUUUGUUGAAAUAUAUUUAGUAAUUUUUGGUUGAGAGCGCUACGAAUUCUCUCUGUGAGAAUUUCGAAGCAGAAACAAAAUCUAUCACCUCAAAUUUAUGUUAGAACAACUAAAUUCAAUUUUUAUUGAAUAGUAAUCGAGAUUGUAGGGAAAUUUGAAUGCAUCUCAGCGGCAGAGCAGGCAGCAGCAGCAACACACACCACUCUGUCACACACAUACAUACACUUUUAGUUUCAUUUUAUAACAAAUUUUAUGUGAUUUUUAUUUGUAAAUUAUUCGCUUUAAUCUUUUGUUUUAACUCUUUUGUUGUACAUUUUCUCUGCAGCAUUUCGUGUUUUAUUUUAUUUAAUUUUUUUUAUUGAAGAAUAAAACAACGGAAUAACAUAGACGUUUUUCAUUGCAUUUAGACAUAUUCAGUGUAUUUGAAUGACAUUUAGGACAACACGACACACGAAAUCAUUGUGUCGGACCCAUAUAAUUUUUAAAUAAAUUUAGAUUUUAAUUAUAUUAUACUAAUUCAAUAAAGAAAUGAUAAUUUAUUUCCAAAUGGUGUAAACUA